Molecule: messenger RNA, 912 nt
Organism: Lactuca sativa (garden lettuce)
Lineage: Eukaryota; Viridiplantae; Streptophyta; Magnoliopsida; Asterales; Asteraceae
Source: RefSeq, a predicted model, not a curated record
AUGAUUUGUUAUCGUUGUGGUGAUGCUUCUCACAAAGUCAGCAAGUGUAAGCUUGAAAAAGGCUGUAUUUGUGCUGAUAACAUCAUGACUCGAAAUAAGAAAUGGAUCAAAAAGGGAAACUUGGGUACAAAACAUAUUUGGUAUUUAGAUGGUCGUUUCCCAAGGCAUAUGACAUGGUCCAAGUCUCUUCUGGAAGACAUUGUAAAAAAGGAUGGUCCAACUAUUACAUACGGACAUAAUGGAAAGGGAGCUACAAAAGGGUUUGGAACUAUCAAAGGCAACUCUAUUUUAUUAAAGAAUAUGUCAUACGUCAAAGGUAUUCAACACAAUCUCAUAUCUAUCAACCAAUUAUGUCACGCUGAUUAUGAAGUCUAUUUUAACAAGAAGGAAGGAAAAGUGAUUAAUCAAAAGAAUAAAGGCCAUGCUGCUGAUGAUAUCAUCUCUCUCAUUAAGCAAUGGGAAGUUCUUUAUGACCAUAAAGUCAAGCAAUUACAUAGUGAUCAUGGAACUAAUUUAAGUUGGGCGAUGGUUGUUGAGGUUGGUCUUCCUUUAUCUUUCUGGGAUGAAGCUGUGAACAUAACAUGUUACACUCAAAACCGUUCCAUCAUUGUGAAGUGUCAUGGGAAAACUACCUAUGAGCUACUUAAAGGGAGAAAACCUGACAUCUCCUAUUUUCAUGUGUUUGGAUGUGUGUGUUAUAAUCUGAAUCAGAGGGAUCAACAUUCAAAUUUUGAAGCUAAAUUUGAUGGAGUGUUUUUGGGAUACUCUAGUGUGUCUAAGGGCUUCAAGGUGUUCAAUCUUUUAAAGAAAACUAUUGAGGAGACUACUCGUUUCACGUUCAUUGAAGACUCGUUCAUUCAUGAUAGGAUAGAUCAUCCUUCUUCCAUUUUAAGUGAACUUACUUCAAGCUAA